AUUUGCUUUUCUCAAAAUUGAAGGAAUAAAAAAUAAAAAUAAAAAAAAUCUGAGAUUUUGCAGGACAAUAGAGGAAAUUGGAAAAAAACUGAGGAUAUUAUUGUUGCCCAGGAGCCACGACCUCCAUUUUGUUUAUUCUUUGUGUGUGUGGUUGUGGUGCGAAGAGUCGGAGUGAAAAAUGGAGAGUGCGAUUAGUUGCGGACGAGUUGCUCUUUCCCCUAAUCAAAUAUUCCAACCCAUACCCGCGGAUAAGUACCCACGUCAUAAGCAAUGCACAAGCCGGAGCUCAUUUACGUCAAUGCCAAUAGCUGCUUUAGGGAAAGGCGGUGGCGGGAUUUUGGAGAAGCCUGUCAUAGAGAAAACAGCUCCUGGACGUGAAUCUGAGUUUGAUCUGAGGAAAUCGAAAAAAAUGGCUCCUCCUUAUCGAGUUAUGCUGCACAACGACAAUUACAAUAAAAGGGAGUACGUUGUGCAAGUUCUAAUGAAGGUUAUUCCUGGAAUGACCCUCGACAAUGCUGUAAAUAUAAUGCAAGAAGCACAUUAUAAUGGGCUAUCAGUUGUAAUAAUAUGCGCUCAAGCAGAUGCCGAAGAACACUGCAUGCAGCUCAGAGGCAAUGGGCUUUUGAGCUCGAUUGAACCUGCUAGUGGUGGUUGCUGAGUUUAAUAGAAUGUAAACUAUGUUGCUGCUGCAUAAUGUACAAAAAAAGCCUUUAUACUGGAUGGUAUUAUAUCUUGUGUGAACUCUCUGUGGCUUUUACAUGCUACUUUAGGCGAACCGUUAAUUGCAUUUAUUUAUGGUGUUCGGUAAA
Olea europaea var. sylvestris is the source of this 809-nucleotide messenger RNA. RefSeq names its product ATP-dependent Clp protease adapter protein CLPS1, chloroplastic. The record is from RefSeq and is a predicted model, not a curated record. Lineage: Eukaryota; Viridiplantae; Streptophyta; Magnoliopsida; Lamiales; Oleaceae. The coding region runs from base 179 to 658 and encodes 159 amino acids. The transcript is spliced from 3 exons. Gene Ontology annotation, biological process: protein catabolic process; proteolysis.